Neurospora tetrasperma FGSC 2508 is the source of this 1359-nucleotide messenger RNA. RefSeq lists its product as uncharacterized. Gene Ontology annotation, biological process: transcription initiation at RNA polymerase II promoter; RNA polymerase II preinitiation complex assembly. Lineage: Eukaryota; Fungi; Ascomycota; Sordariomycetes; Sordariales; Sordariaceae. The coding region runs from base 1 to 1230 and encodes 409 amino acids. The record is from RefSeq and is a predicted model, not a curated record. The transcript has 2 exons. Gene Ontology annotation, molecular function: transcription coactivator activity; protein heterodimerization activity. Gene Ontology annotation, cellular component: transcription factor TFIID complex; nucleus.
AUGGCCUCACCACCGCACAACAGCUACUCCUUCCCCGGCGGCGCCCGCUCUCCACCACACCUCCCAUCCCUCACCACCUCGUCUCUGUCUAAGAAACGCGCCGCCGACGGCUCUGGUCCUUCGCCCAACAUGAAGCGCCGUAAAGGGUCCGUCAUGUCUGUCGGCUCCGCCCACCCGCUCCGACAAACCUCCUUCCCGCCCGACGAAGCCCCCGGCGGCGCCCGCUCCCCGUCCGUCGACAUAGACGCCAUGUCCUACGUCAGCGGCACAGCCCAAAGCGUAGUCAGCGCUGCCGCCAGCGCUGCUCCCACCGUGCCGACUGGUCCGCCUAAGAAGAAGCGUGGCCGUAAGAGCAAGGCGGAGAAGGCAAGGGAACAGACGCCUAGUGUUGUUGGUGCUGGAGCCGGUGGUAAGCCGGGGACGGCGCCGCCUAGUGAGGUUGGUGGGUCGACGGUUGGGAGAGGUGCUAAGAGUGCUGCGGGCGGGAAGGACCAAGGCGGGCAAGGACAGGAUGAUCAGGAUGACGACGAGGGCCCGACGGAGGUGGCGGCUACGGCGGAUACGUUGACGAAGGAACAGAAGGAGGAGGAGCAUAGGCAGAGGGGAAUGCUGAUUAAUGCGUUUUCACCGGAUCAGUUUGAUCGGUUUGAGAAUUGGAGGGCGGCGAACUUGAGUAAGGCUGGUGUUAGGAGGUUGAUCAACGCAACCAUCUCCCAGUCCGUUACCGAAAACGUGGUUAUUGGCAUGCGAGCGGUAGCCAAGGUCUUCAUUGGCGACAUCAUCGAGGGCGCACGUCGUGUGCAAGCGGAGUGGAUCGAGAAGACGGGCGAGAAGCAGACCGAUUUGCCUAGUCCGCCGGCGACGCCUCACGCGGCUGCUUCCAACAACAAUAACAACAACCUUGCAGGCGGCGAGGGACAACAGCAGUCGCAGACGCUAGGAAAUUGUGCACAGACAAACGGCGAGAACGGAGAGGGUGGAGAUGCAGCAGCAGUCGACAAGGGCGACGAGAACAUGCCCGACGCUUCCCAGCAGGAGAAGGAAAAGGAAAAGGAGCGGGACGACCGUCGCGGUCCGCUACGUCCGGAACAUCUCCGUGAGGCUCUGCGCCGCUACAAGAUGGGAUUCGAGGGUGGUGGUGUUGGCAUGCAGUUGAUUUGGCAUCAACAGCAGCAGAACGGUGUCGAGAGGUUUCCUACGAGGACUGGUGGCCGGAGGAUUUUCCGCUGAGUGUGUGGUACUAAUUUUGCCAAGCACGUUUACCAAUAGUACGGCACUGAAAAGCGGGAAAGUUGUGUUUCGGUCGCAUUGUUGUUUGUUGGCGUUUUAAGGGCAGUUUAUUUUGUUUCUUUUUUUUUU